Molecule: messenger RNA, 1361 nt
Organism: Calidris pugnax (ruff)
Lineage: Eukaryota; Metazoa; Chordata; Aves; Charadriiformes; Scolopacidae
Gene: DNAJB1
Product: DnaJ heat shock protein family (Hsp40) member B1
Exons: 2
Coding region: 108-815 (235 amino acids)
Cellular component (GO): cytosol
Molecular function (GO): transcription corepressor activity; Hsp70 protein binding
Source: RefSeq, a predicted model, not a curated record
CCCCUCCCCUUCUCUUUCUAGGGCUGAAAGGGGGAGCCCCGACCUCUGGGGCGGGGGGGUCCAAUGGCCCCACCUUCACCUACACCUUCCGGGGCGACCCCCACGCCAUGUUCACCGAAUUCUUCGAGGGUCGCAACCCCUUCGACACCUUUUUUGUCCAACGCAACGGGGAUGACGAUGACGGGGAUGACACCUUCACCACCUUCCACGUGGGGGGGUUCGGUAGCGUGGGCUUCCCCCGGGGCCGGGCAGAAGGCGUCUGCCGGAAGCAAGACCCCCCGGUCCUCUACGACCUGAAGGUCUCCCUGGAGGAGAUCUACAGCGGUUGCACCAAGAAGAUGAAGAUCUCUCACAAGCGGCUCAACCCCGACGGGAAGACGGUGCGUAACGAGGACAAGAUCCUCACCAUCGAGGUGAAGCGGGGUUGGAAGGAGGGCACCAAGAUCACCUUCCCCAAGGAGGGUGACCAGACACCCAACAACAUCCCCGCCGACGUCGUCUUUGUCCUCAAAGACAAACCCCACGGUGUCUUCCGCCGGGAGGGCUCGGACAUUGUCUACCCGGCGAAGAUUAGCCUCCGCGAGGCGCUCUGUGGCUGCACGGUGAACACCCCCACGCUGGACGGCCGCACCAUCCCCAUGGUCUUCAAGGACGUGCUGAAGCCGGGGGUGAAGCGCCGCAUCCCGGGGGAGGGGCUGCCCUUCCCCCGCUCCCCCGACCAGCGCGGGGACCUCAUCAUCGAGUUCGAGGUCAAGUUCCCUGACAGGAUCCCACCGGCCUCCAAGACCCUCCUGGAGCAGAUCCUGCCCGUCUAGCACCCCCUCCCCCCCCUCGGCCCCCCAAACCCACUCUGGGGGGGCUUGGGGUGGGGUUUGAACCUCUUUGGGACCAAUCUCGGGGGGUUGGGGGGGUCCUGCUGCCUCCCCCAGGUUCUGGGCUCCUCAAACAUCUCCAGGCUUGGGGGGGAGGGGGCUUGGUGUCCUCCCCCCUCCCCCACCCCAACUUGGGGGUCUGUGGGCGGUGGGGUGUCCUCAGCCCCCCAUUUUAGAGCUUGGGGGGGGGUCUCUUGUGUCUUUGAUGUCCUCAGUCCUUGAUGACCACCCCUCUCACCCCCCUGCCCCCAUCUUGGGGGUCUGAGGGUGGUGGGGUGUCCUCAGCCCCCCACUUUAGAAUUUGGGGGGGUUCUUGGGAUGUCCUUGGUGACACCACCCCACCACCCCCCCAAUCUUGGGGGUUUGGGGGUGACCCUGACCUCCUGGGUUAAGGCUUUGGGGGUCCUGAGGUGGCCUCGCCCCCCCCACCUUGGAGCCCUGAGGGACCCAGGGUGUCCUCACCCCCCCCUUCCCCCCCCCAGCCAAUUC